This is a messenger RNA of Ceratina calcarata, 2055 nucleotides long. It is a transcript of the gene nesd, whose product is annotated as SHC binding and spindle associated nessun dorma. The record is from RefSeq and is a predicted model, not a curated record. Gene Ontology annotation, biological process: male meiosis cytokinesis; spermatogenesis. The coding region runs from base 310 to 1941 and encodes 543 amino acids. NCBI's taxonomy places the organism in Eukaryota, Metazoa, Arthropoda, Insecta, Hymenoptera, Apidae. The transcript has 4 exons.
AUAAACAAACGAGAACAAACGAGGAUCGACCGAAUCUACCAAUCACGUUUAUCGAAUUUUCAGUUCGAAUUUGUUGUGACAGUUAAGUAAUGCAGGUGCCUGAGAAAGUUGAUUGAAAAUUCGUUUGUAAUUCUUUAAUAACCAUACGUCUCUGUGAUUUAUUUAUCUGUGAGAUAUUAAAACGUACAAGUCAAGGUUCAACUGUUUGUGUUAUUAGUUUCGACGGGUGUACGGAGGUUUUUGCAUACCUCGUAUGUUUUACAGUUUCGAUUUGCAUUGACGUAUCCAAAAUAUUUAUUUUAUAUACCAAUGGAAAUAUAUACUUUUGAUAAAAGUCUUCAAGAGAGACUGGUCGAGUUCAAUGACAUUUUAUCUAGCAGAGGCGAAAUCGUACCCGCUUCACAAAUUCUGGCAGAAUGGUCUUACCACGUGGAGCUCGUGAUAGAACCUGUUGGAUGGCAAGCUUUAUGGAGAAUACCACGACUGGUCUGCGAGGACUUCCAAAUUCACUAUCCCACGAUAGUGGUCGUAGAAAUCGAAGAAGUUGAUUUCUCUGAUUUGUCUGCAUUAGUGAAGAUCACCGCUGUUCAAGACGAGAUUCAAUUGCCAGAUAAAUGUGAUGUUCAUCUCAUUGAAUUAUAUCCAACGCUUAACCAGGAGAACACAGCAUUGGACAUGGUGGGAACUGCUAACUGUAUCGACCAACUAAGGUUCUUUUACAAUUAUUUAUGGAUGCCAUGGGAUGUGGAUGAUGAUGAUGAUGUCGAUUGGGUGUCUGUACAUCUGGAAACGAGAAUUAGAUUGUUCUUUGACAUGAAAAGGGGCAUAGUCAGCAAAGACACCUGUGAAAUCAUCAGAGGUCUAGUGAGGGAGGGAAAAGAGAUUCAACAAAAAAUAUCGAAAUUGGAGAACACAAUCUCAGAAGAGGAGGAGGAAUCUGAAAGUAAUAUUGAUGGAGGAACAGCAUGUCAGUUGAUGAAACUUCAUUUUAGAUUACAACAAAUUAAGAGAGAAAUGGAAGUUCUUGAGAAUCCAUCUAUGAGAGAAAUUCUCGUUAUGAAUAAGACUUCGUCCUCGGACAAUGAUAAACUAGAGAGGAAAGAUAUGAAAGAGAAGAUGGAAGGCUACUUCGUAUGGCUUGGUGGUAGUCUAGAAGAAAUGAAGGAAGCCAUAAACAAGGCUCAAUCUUUGACACCUGCAGAGUUGUAUUUCAAAAUAUCUGGAUCUUUAUUUGACACACUGCAUACUUGUGAUGCAGGAGAUAUCAUAUUAGUUGGAGAAGGAACUCAUCAAAUAAAAAGUGCUGGGAGCUUGGAAGAUGGAGGAAUUAUUAAAGGAAUUUAUAACUUUGAGAAUACUAUUCUUAAUAUGAAAGAAACAGAGACUGCACCCUCAUUGUUCGACUUCUCUGGCAAUGAAGUUUUAUUGGAGAAUAUAACUAUGAACGUGGGUGAUCUAAGAGCAGCUAUAAUAGUGAGGGCUGGUACCACAAAAAUAGUCAAUUGUAAAAUAUGUGUCUUAAAUCAGAGUACAGUAAAACUAGGAGUUGUCGUUUUACCCGAUGCGAAACUAGUAAUGGAAAAUACUCUUCUGGACAGUCUUGGGACUGGUUUAGUCAUUUAUUGCAAUGGAGAAGUAACACUGAACAACUGCAGUUUUAAAAACUGCGCGGAGGGUAUACAACUUCACGAUGGUGCAAAAUUAAUUGGAAAAAAGUGUAGUUUAAGUAACUUCAAAGAAUACGCGAUCCGAUUGGAAACACAGAAAUACUUAGAAGACUCGAAGAGUAAAGUCGGUGGCCCAGAAUUACUGGAAAAAGUGCCGGAAAUUUCGCUGAGUGAUUGUAAAUUCGAGUCAAACGGCAAAGGCGACGUCGCGUUAAAACCUGGCAUGCAGUUUAUUUCCAGAAAGCAAGAUGAACCCAUGAAUGUGGAGGCAUAAAAAGUAAUUUGUUUUAUUAUAAACGAGAUUUUUAUGAUAAACUAUUUUUAUUACGAAUGCGCAUGUAAUUAUUGAAUCAUAUAGAAAUAUAAGACUGUUCUUUUUAUAUGAUGA